AUUAUGAAUUCAAGUACGUGUAGUGGUGAUUGAAAUUUUUGUAAAUUGUAACUUCGCGCGUUUCGGUGGUGCUCUUCGCUGUGCCACGUACCGGGAGUCAACGCCUCUACAGAUAAUAUAACGAACUAAUGAAUCUAAAAAAAAGUUGUUCUCGAACGUGAUCCCGCAGUUGUGGUGGUGGUGCGACUCUCCGCCUUUAUCUCGCAGUUGGCAGUAGUCGCAGUGUGUCUCGCAGUCGUAAACUCUCUCCUGUCGCCGUUCUUUCUUGCAUAUGUGAUUUUUUUUUGUUCCCCCAUUGACCACAUCGGUGGUACAUGACCGAUUAUGAAAAUAUAUUUGUUUAACGGUUAAAAUAAUAUUGUAAUAUCGACUGUCAUUUGUAUUGUUAAAUGUUGAAUGCAAAUGUGUUCCGCAUCGCGUAUAAGGACGUGUGUAACAACUUACGGGCUAUGAACUUCGAAAUCCCAUGCUCUUACGGCUAAAUCCAUCUUUGAUGUUUUUCAACCAAGUAUGGGCAUCAACAUGGAUAUUCGAAACGAGCCAAAAUUUUCAUUCUUGGAUCUGUACGGCUUGGAUGAGGCGGGUAAGAACGAGAUCGCUGAAAUUCUCAGAUUAGAUUCAAGCGUGCCGAGUCUCAAGCUACCAUGGGCUAUCGGAGAGAAGGAGUACGAAAUAAACAACGAGAUUAUGGAGAAUCCAGCUGAGGAUGCAACCAAUCAGUGGCCGCCGUACGGAAUAACGUCCUAUGAGAUUUACCCAAGGAUGACGCCCCAUGCCUAUCCCCAGAUGAUUGGGUAUGCAAUGAGCGACUAUCAAGUAGUGGGAAAUCCUUACGGGAACAAUGCUGCGGGUGACCCAAAUGCAUAUUCGUUUGUGCAAAGAGUGCCAUACGGAACACCAGCAGGGAUGUACUCACCGAAUCAAGCGGAUCUCAUGAAUCAAGGGCCGCCGAGUCGUGAAAGCGAUAGACGGGGUCCGAGAAAUCGUGGUGGAAAACGUGGCGAUACGUACAGUCGUCAGAUGAACACAAACAAUGAGAUGCAGCCGAGCUACAUGGUCCCGAGUCAACCUCAAUACAGUCAAAUGAUGCCAAUAUGUCACCCUUCCGGUCCUAUGUUUCCAGUCCCAGCUGCAUCUCAUCCGGCGGCUGGAACCCGCAUUUUCAUUCAGCAAAAUCCACCAUCAAACUAUUCUCAAGGUCCACCCAUGCAUCACAACAGCCAUGCAUCUUACGCUCAUCACCAGUCCUCGUACCCCUCUCAUUCGCACUCCUCGAACAGCGCGAAACACGUGCGCAAUUCGACUGGUCAAACGACUUAUUACAAUCCGGAAAGCCCAAAAAUUCUUCACAAACAGCAUCACGAAAAAAGAGGCAACCAGCAACAUGAUAUACCCCCACCACCGUUUCGUCAUUCUUCCGUCACCAAUAACAACAACAGUGAAGCAGAGCCACUCAAAAGAAAUUAUGGCAAGACUUUCGUUGUCAACAACAGUAAUGCCAACAUUGAUACCAUCAACAAUUCGGUUAAAGUAUCAGCUCAAAAACUAGACAUAAAAAAAAUCACGAUCAGCGAUCCAAAGACUGAAAUCACCGAAGCUCUCGCUGUCAAACCCGAUGAUAAUGAAAACAAAAGAGAAAAAAAGGAAGCUCUUUCUACGACCGCUUCAAACAUUCAUACCAACGUCAUUUCACCGACCGUCAAAGACAAGCCAGUUGUUCAGGAAAAAGAAGUCUCAAUGGCGCGCGAGGAAAAAGCUGUUCCUGUCAAAGCGCCUUCCGUUGAAGUUUCAACUAAAGUCAACAAAAUUAUUGAAAAUUUACCCGAACCCAAUCAAGCUAUCGCUUCUAUGACGAAAAACGUUCCAGAACCCGUGACCAAAAGUGUAGACAACGUUGCUGUCACUACUGCUGCUCCUACCACUCCAUUAGCCAGCAGCAUUUCCACUGCUCAAAAAUAUUUGAGUGCUCCUACCCAAACGUUUGCAAGUGUUUUAAGAAAACCUGGAACAACAACGGGGGACAUGAAAUCACCAACACCCAUCACAAAACUACCUAUUGCUGGUGUACAUCCCAUGAAUUUUCCUCCUCCUUCCGCUGAAGCCGUGACCACUAAAAUUUCAACUCCAGAACCCCUUCCGAAAAGUAACGAUAAUGGGGCGUCCAUCACGAAUCGCAACAAUGUCGAGCCUGCUACCAAAGUCGCAGAGCCUUCGGCGUGGGCGGAUAACAAAACUGCAAAUGAAACUCCACAGAACAGCUUGAACGAUCCUGCCGUUUUCAGGAUGGGCGAGCUUUUGCUGAAGUACCAAAUGGAUAAACAAACAGUCAGUCUUUUACCUCGAGGGCUCACGAAUCGCAGCAAUUACUGCUACAUCAAUAGUAUCUUGCAAGCUUUGCUCGCAUGUCCGCCCUUUUACAACCUCCUUAUGGCACUGCCACAUCCGAGAGGCACAAUGAAAAAUUCAUCAACUCCCCUGAUCGAUAAUAUGGUUCGAUUCGUUCACGAAUUCAAUCCUCUAUCAGAUAGUGCUCGCAUGCCACGUAAAGACAAAAGUCAAAAGCGUGGCGAUGAAUCUGCGAAUGAUGUUCAAUGCGGUAUCGCCUUUGAGCCUUCUUAUGUAUAUACAAUGUUGAAAAAUACAUCCUGUGCUGGUGGAUUCUCUGUCGAAGGACGACAAGAGGACGCCGAAGAGUUUCUCUCCUGUCUGUUGAACGGUAUCAGCGACGAAAUGCUCGAGCUUAUGAAAUUAGUGAAUACGGAGUCAAAUGAUAACACGUCCAAUUCCGCAGAGUCCAAUGUAAAUUUUAGCAAUACUGAGGAAGAAUGGAAGGUAAUGGGCCCAAAGAACAAAGGAUCUAUAACACGGUGCACUGAAUUCGCUCGCACACCAUUGUCCGAUAUUUUCCGAGGUCAAUUGAGGUCGAGGGUGUUACGCACAGGCGACGAAACCACCGAUAAUGUCCAACCGUUUUUCACGCUGCAACUGGACAUCGAGAAAGCGGAGUCUGUAGAAGCGGCACUGGAGAUACUGGUCGGCAAGGAUCAAGUCGAGGGCAUGACUUGCAGUAAAACGAAACAGCAAAUUGAAGCGUGGAAACAAGUACUGCUCGAAGAGCUCCCGAUUAUUUUAAUUCUGCAUUUGAAGUGGUUCGACUAUAAGUUGGAUGGAUGUUCAAAGAUUUUUAAGAGAGUAGGAUUCCCAAUAGAUUUAAAACUCGAUGGCAAACUAUUGGCACCGAACGCUUCAAAAAAGUUGGCUCGCAAGCAAAAGCAGUAUAAACUGUUUGCCGUUACUUAUCACGACGGCAAGGAAGCUACGAAAGGCCAUUAUGUGACAGACGCCUUCCACGUUGGAUACAAUUCUUGGGUACGAUACGACGACAGUUCCGUCAAAGGCAUCAACGAGGAAAAUUUAUUGAAUCCAUCGCCCCCACGAGUACCAUAUUUGCUUUAUUACAGAAGAUGCGAUACGAUUGGAAAUAAUCCAUCGAUUACAACUAGAACACGUUGAGAUAGACGUUAGUCGACAGUAUACGUAUAUAAAAUGGAUAAGUUUGUUUUUUAUAUAUAUUACAAAAAAGAAAAAAGAUAUUAAAAAAAUCGCGAUACAUUUUUACAUUUUCAACAUCUAAAUUUCACGUUUCGUGCUCACAAAAGUGACAGUGGGGGGGGGGGGGGGGCGCAGAAGUGAUAGCUGGGAAAGAACGUUAAUGAGUUUGUAACUCAUUGUUGCCGAACGAUAUAUAUUGAAAGGGGAAUAAAAAUAAGAAGAAUAAGAAGACAAAGAAAAAUGAUCCUUGCUCUACUCGUUUCGAGUCAAUCAUACUUUUGUUGACUAGGCGUGUAAUACGAAUUGUUACAAGUGCUAUGUGCCUCAUUUUUAGUAUAUGAAAUAAAGAUAGCAUUACUAUUUCUCA
This is a messenger RNA of Venturia canescens, 3919 nucleotides long. RefSeq names its product ubiquitin specific protease 10 (gene Usp10). Gene Ontology annotation, cellular component: cytosol; nucleus. The record is from RefSeq and is a predicted model, not a curated record. Gene Ontology annotation, biological process: regulation of autophagy; protein deubiquitination; DNA damage response, signal transduction by p53 class mediator. NCBI's taxonomy places the organism in Eukaryota, Metazoa, Arthropoda, Insecta, Hymenoptera, Ichneumonidae. Bases 511 to 3513 code for a protein of 1000 amino acids. Gene Ontology annotation, molecular function: cysteine-type deubiquitinase activity. The transcript is spliced from 9 exons.